CACCCAGAGUCAGAGUAAUGUACAACAUAAGACGAUGAAGGAGACGGAAUUGGAGAGGCAGGCGAGGAGGGAAAGAGAGAGUUGGGACAGGUUUAGAAGGGAUAGGAAGGAAGAGGGGAUACAGGGAGGUGGAAGUGAUUGGGAAAGGGGGAAUGAGAUUAUCAUCAAUGGAGAAAGGUACGUUAAACAGGAAAAAGGGAAUUCUUACUCACACAGAAAACCACCUGGUCCAACUCCUCCUUCUGCUGCCGCUGAGAUUGCAGCCGGUGAUGAUCGAGGACGGAUGUCGCAAAUACUGGGUGAUCUGUUAGAAGAAGUGAGGGCAAGACUGCCACUGAGAAACAACCCGGCUACUGAUAACCAAGAGCCUGAGCGAAAGGUGAAGACAGAAGAAGAGGGAGUGAAAAUAAAGAGCCAGCCAGCACCAGUACCCUUGUGGAAAUCAUUCCUGGGACUGAACUUGGGGAACGGCUCCGUUCCGCCGCCGCCGCCUUCUAGUCACUCCCGUUCUGCCAGCGGUUCCAAUCGCGGACAAACGUUGCCGAAGAGAAAAUAUCCGAAGAAGAACACGGCCGAGAUCAUAGCGGACGUUAACGGAUGGCCAAGUCCAUCUCGUCAAGCAUAUCAAGAAAGAUGUUCUUGGAGAAGCGAACGGCCUUCAGGGGUCGAAUUUGCUUCGCCUUCUGCUGUACCAACCCCCACUCGCCCCAAGGCUUCAUAUCCUCGAUCCUAUCCUCCUCCUCCAACGGUCGUGACCAUUCCCGAGUCGGAAUCCAGCAGCUAUCAUGCUCCAGAGUCGAAGAAUGGGGAUCCUGCCCAUCGCGUAUACCGAGUCCCUUCCUACCGCAUGAACCCAACUGGCGAUCCGUAUUCGCAACAACAUCCCUCUGCUCCCACCGCCAACACGCGUCGCCGUCGCCGCCGGGGUCUUGGUGAAGACUUACCAACGGUACCAGAGAACUGGGGAACAUCCUCUUAUGGACGUGGUCCUGGUGAGUCGCCAAAGUACAAUCGCUAGAAGGGAUUGGACGAUUAUUUCCCGCCACGCUGGACUGAGGAGGACAAGGAGAGGUGGAUGGAGAGGAAGAGAAGAGAUGCGGAAGCCGAGCAAUGGGCCAAACUUGUUCCAGAGGCCAGGAAAAGGGAACUGUGGAGAUUGGGAGAGCGGGUAGUGAAGGACACCGAGGCAGUGAGGGUGUUGAAGUCUCAGAAGGGAAGUCCAUUCGUUCGGC
Molecule: messenger RNA, 1232 nt
Organism: Neurospora tetraspora
Lineage: Eukaryota; Fungi; Ascomycota; Sordariomycetes; Sordariales; Sordariaceae
Exons: 1
Coding region: 35-1018 (327 amino acids)
Source: RefSeq, a predicted model, not a curated record